Molecule: messenger RNA, 1567 nt
Organism: Manihot esculenta (cassava)
Lineage: Eukaryota; Viridiplantae; Streptophyta; Magnoliopsida; Malpighiales; Euphorbiaceae
Product: 15-cis-zeta-carotene isomerase, chloroplastic
Exons: 4
Coding region: 109-1227 (372 amino acids)
Biological process (GO): carotene biosynthetic process
Cellular component (GO): chloroplast
Molecular function (GO): 9,15,9'-tri-cis-zeta-carotene isomerase activity
Source: RefSeq, a predicted model, not a curated record
UGCAAAGAUCCUUUCUGCUUUCCUCUCCUUUAUAUUCUUAAUAUAAUAAAACCCACCACCUCUUAUCUUUCUAGCUCCAACAAUAACAAGAAAAUUAGGAAAACUGGCAUGGCCUCUUCUCUUGUUCUCUCCAAUCUGUUCUCUUCUUCCUUACCUCGCCCUCCCAAUAACCUAAUAAAACCUCGCUGCCCCAUCAUAAUUCCCUCGCUCCAAUUCCAAAAUCUCACAAAUUCAAAAUUUUUUGGACCCACCCAUCGCUUUCCCUCAAAUUCUUUCUCAUUUUCCUGGAAAACUUCGUCCCUUAGUUGCCUUAGAUCAGAUGGGAAUACAAGCAGCCCUGUCUCUGAAGAGGCGCUUGUGGGAGAGGACUCAGCAGCGUUUGAGUUGGGCAAACAGAAGAUACUAUCUUGGAUAUAUUUCAGUGUGAUAUUGGGAGUUGUUUUAUAUGUUCUUGAUGUGGUUUGGAUUGAUAACUCUACGGGAUAUGGAAAGCUUUUCAUUGAUGCUAUUUCAAAUCUUUCAGAGAGCCAUGAAGCUGUAAUGUUGAUACUGAUUUUCAUUUUCGCCACUGUUCACAGUGGCUUGGCUAGUCUCCGUGAUGUGGGUGAGCAACUCAUUGGAGAACGACCAUAUCGGGUUUUGUUUGCUGGGGUUUCUCUUCCAUUAGCUCUUAGCACUGUAGUGUACUUUAUCAACCAUAGAUAUGAUGGAGUUCAGUUAUGGCAGCUUCAGAGUGAUGUAUUAGUACAUCAACUUGUGUGGCUUUCUAAUUUUAUCUCUUUCUUUUUUCUCUAUCCUUCAACGUUUAAUCUGUUAGAAGUAGCAGCUGUUGACAAGCCUAAAAUGCAUCUUUGGGAAACUGGGAUAAUGAGGAUCACAAGGCACCCUCAGAUGGUUGGACAGGUGAUGUGGUGCUUGGCUCAUACAAUUUGGAUUGGAAAUUCUGUAGCUGUUGCUGCAUCUAUUGGUCUAAUUGGGCAUCAUUUAUUUGGUGUGUGGAAUGGAGACAGAAGAUUAGCAAAGCGAUAUGGAGAGGCUUUUGAGGCUGUAAAGAAGCGGACAAGUAUAGUUCCAUUUGCUGCAAUAAUUGAUGGUCGUCAAAAGUUACCCAAAGAUUAUUAUAAGGAAUUCCUUCGGUUGCCAUAUUUUUCAAUUACUGCCUUGACUCUAGGUGCAUACUUUGCUCACCCACUUAUGCAGGCUGCCAGCUCCAGACUUCAUUGGUAAGCAUUUCAUCUUAGUUCCAUCAAAUCUACGGUGGGUUGAAUUGCAAAUGGUUAACUUAAAACAGAUAGGGAUUUAUUCUCAAAAGGGAAAGAUAAUAUCUUCUGUAUACAAUUCUUACUUUGUUGGGAAAGUACAUGAAUGAUGGAUGAUCUCACCCUCGAAGAACUGGAAUCUAAAUGAAUGAAAAUGCCAAAAACCAUAGAAGCCUUUUUAGCAUGUGUAGGCAGAGAUAUUAAGAGGGAGUGUUUAGCUUGGAAAAGGGCACUGAACAAUGUUAUACAAUUAUGCUUACUUAUGUGUUAUUGAAAUGAACAGUGAUUUAUGAAUUUUUCUAGUUGUA